AUGGCAGCAGGAGUUCACAGAGGCAAACUAAAGCGGGGAGCCUUUUCUUUUGAAAGCCCUUUCCCUUUGUGUGUUCUCUGCUGCGCCUCAGAUGAAUUAGCAGGAGCACCGAACUGGGGCGCUGGUGCUGCUGCUGCAGCACCUGCAGCAGCAGCAGCAGCAGCAGCUGGUGCUUCAGUUCAAAAGAAUGUGGAAAAGCCACUGGCAAGAAGAAAUGGCCUUUCACCUCUUGUGCACAGCGGCUCUGUCCCCGCUGUCUGUACAUACACCCCAAAGUGGCAGGGGAAAAACAAAGAAAAUAUUUGUGGGGCCAUUUUGAGUCUUUCAGAAAAAGAAGCAAAAGUUUCUUUUCAGUCGGCUGCUGUAGAACCAUUCUGCAGCAGCAGACACAGGCAGCAAACUGGCCCGGAGGUCCAGGGACUGCAGCAGCGCGCCGAGGUGCAACACACGCCACAGCAGCAGCUGCGGCUGCAGCAGGAACGGCAGCAGCUCCUGCAGCAACGCCAACAGCUGCAGCAGCUGCAGCAGCUGCUGCUGCGAAUGCCGCAGCAGCAACCAAACCAACUGCACAUCAAGACUGUGACUCAAUUGGGAGACAAAACGGCUGCAUGCAAAGAGCAGCAAGGAGGCCUUAGCAAGCAGCCAACCGUGCAACAGCAGCUGCUCGAGGCCCAGAGGCGGGUGGAAAUGCUGCAGGCUCUGCUGCAGCAGCAGCAGCAGCAACAGCAACGCCACCAAAACAGGGCCCUGCCGCUUCAGGCGCCAGACCUGCUGCAAAAGGAGCGAUCAACGCACCUGCAGCAGCUACGACAGCAGCAGCCGCUGCAGCAGCAGCAUCUGCAGCAGCUGCGACAACAGCAGCUAUCACAGCACCAGGAGCAGCAGCAGCUGACACAGGCUGGUACUUGGCUGCAGCAAAACCGGUGCCGCCCCAUACAUCUGCAUGCAUUGCAGCAAAAGAGGCCCACAGCCCCUGUGGCUUCUCCGCCUGCCCGUCCCCAAGAUCCUGGGUGUUUCGAGCAAUCUGCAGCAGCAGCAGCAGCGUCCACUGCAGCAGCAGUUUAUGACACAGCAGCACGUACAGCAGCAGCAGCCCGCGCUGCAACAGCAGCGCGCACUGCAGCAGCCCGUAGACCAGAAGCAGCCGCAUGCGCAGCUCCGUCAUGUGCUGCAGCGGCAGCAAGUACAGAAACAGCAGCACGCGCAGCAGCAAAGCUCCCCGCAGAGCACGCAGCAGCAGCAGCAGCAGCAGCAAGUGCAGCAGAGCGGCCUGCUUUGGGGGGCCUGAGCUUCCUUGGCGCAGCCAGCCCUAGCGAGCCAGAGCCAGAGUAA
Molecule: messenger RNA, 1332 nt
Organism: Eimeria tenella
Lineage: Eukaryota; Apicomplexa; Conoidasida; Eucoccidiorida; Eimeriidae
Exons: 2
Coding region: 1-1332 (443 amino acids)
Source: RefSeq, a predicted model, not a curated record